AUGAAGCAUGGCAGAGCAGGCUGCCUCGAGCUUACUGACGCUUCUGCAGACAAGGAGCGCCCUCUUGCGGGGGCGGUUCUGUGUUUUACGUCCAUUGUGCCAGAGCAGCGGACUGAACUAGCCUCUAUCGCAAGCCAGAUGGGCGCGAGCCACAAUUAUGACCUCACCUCCGACGUCACUCAUUUAAUAGUCGGUGAAAUCAGCACGGAAAAAUACAAGUUUGUUGCGCGCGAGCGAUCAGACAUCGUGGUGCUUCGACCAGAAUGGAUAGAAGCCGUACGGCAGUCUUGGAUGCAGGGUGGUGACACAGACAUACGUGCUCUGGAAGAGCAAUAUAGGUUGCCGACGUUUUCAGGGACCGCAAUCUGCAUCACAGGAUUCGAAGACACCUCCUUCGUAGUGAACCUCCGAAACUACAUCCGCAACAAGGCCCAACUCAAUGGUGCAGAUUUCAGGAAAGAUCUCACAAAGCAGGUGACGCACCUUAUUGCGCGAACUGCGGGAGGGGAAAAAUACAAGUACGCGACGCAGUGGAAUGUCAAGGUGGUUACUCUCAAAUGGUUCACUGAUAGUAUGGAACGCGGAAUGAUACUCGAAGAAACCUUGUACCAUCCUCUUUUACCAGAAGAGCAACAGGGCAUCGGGGCAUGGAAACGCUCAUUACCUGCAGUCAAACCAAAACCACAAGAAACAGAAAGUUCAUCAGGCGCUCGACCGCGGAAACUGCGCAGAAUUGCCAGUGUUAAACUGGGCGACCAAAAUGAGAAUAUCUGGGGUGAUAUUAUUGGGACUGGCUUUGAAACGGCAGAACCAAGACCAUCGAGGGAGGAACGGCAGGCAGCAAACGAACAAAAGCAGAGAAAUGCAUCUGCUGUUCAGAUAUUUAAGUCCUUUGCUAGCGAAACCACCUUUGCACCCCUAUCACAGACUCGUGAGCCAACAGCAGAGCCGGUCGCCGAUCGUCGAAAUGGUUUCCUAGACAGAUGUUUCUUCUUGAUACAUGGGUUUACCUCGAAGCAGACGAAUGUAUUACGGAAUCACCUUUCUUUCAAUGGCGCUCAGUUGGUGGACUCUCUCAGCGAGUUCUCUCGCCCCGACAUACCAAAGAAAGGUCAUGGUCUUUACAUCAUUGUGCCUUACAAAACCCCACGAUCUAAUGUCCCUUCAACGGACGAUCUCGCUUUUGAGUGUGAAGUCGUGACGGAUAUGUGGUUGGAAAGGUUUUGCAGACAUCUGACAAGGCAAGGCUUAUCGGGCAUGAACAUCUGCUCUACCGGCUUUUCCCGCAUUGACCUUCUACACCUAUCAAAACUGGUCAACUUAGUAGGCGCGACGUAUAAUGAGUACCUGAAACCCACCGCAUCCGUUCUCAUCUGCAACACGUCAAUAUCCUUGAACCAGGAAAAACUGCGCCAUACCAAUGAAUGGGGCGUCCCGGCUGUGACUGCUGAGUGGUUGUGGACAUCUAUUAGACAAGAGAGGAAGCAACCUCUUGAACCCUAUCUAGUUCGGAAACCGUCAACACAGAGCAGCAAAGAUCUAGAGCUGCGAGCAGGUUCUCGCCCAGAGCAGAAGCGGCCUUCACAACAAUUACCAGACGACUAUCUCGUCACUAAUGGAGUUAAAUCGCCGGCCACCGGCCGGGUAGCCAAGGAAAUGAAACAAACUAUUUUAGAGAGCCCCCAAAGAAAGUUAUCAGGCGAACCAAAUUUGGGCCUCAAACCACCACACAAUUCCGUUUCUCCAGAAAAACUACAUCCUAUUGAAGCUUUAAAUGGGGUCAAAUCUCCAGCGAAGCGCAAAUACUCUGAUCGUGAAACGGCGUCCUCCACGAAAUCCGCCAUCGACCUCGCCGUAAACGGCCUGCUAAAGAAUGCCCGCACAGCACCAUCCCGCUCAGCUUCCGACUCUACCACUGACUAUGACAGACCCCGCUCAAGACGAGCGAGGCCGCUUCUCGGACGUGCCCAGUCUAACUCCUCUAUCCGCGCAACUGACCAAAUGGCUUUUUCCCGCGCAAGCUCUAUUGACACCUUGCAUGAAGAUGGAGCCGGAAGUGCAGUUGAUAGUAUGAGCAUCAACACAGAUGGUGGUAUCCCCUCUCUCGGUUCUCGACUCGACUUCGAAUACCUCAAUGCUGAACGGGAACGGCGGCUUGAGGAGAUCAAUGAAGAGACUCCACCAAUGACGCAGCUAGACUACGAGGAUCCAGACGCCGUCGCCAUGCGGGAAAAGUUCCUUCGGUACGCGGGAAAAGUUGUCGAAAAGCCGGUUGGAAAGCAGGAUAUUGUUGUGGAGGAGCUUAAAGACUUGGAAAAGGCUGGGUGGGGGACUGGACGAAGGACGAGGAAUGCGACUAGGAAGACGGCUGCGGAUGAUGAUGACUUUUGA
Aspergillus nidulans FGSC A4 is the source of this 2391-nucleotide messenger RNA. RefSeq names its product BRCT domain protein. Gene Ontology annotation, biological process: chromatin organization. NCBI's taxonomy places the organism in Eukaryota, Fungi, Ascomycota, Eurotiomycetes, Eurotiales, Aspergillaceae. The record is from RefSeq and is a predicted model, not a curated record. Bases 1 to 2391 code for a protein of 796 amino acids. Gene Ontology annotation, cellular component: chromosome; nucleus. The transcript has 7 exons.